Molecule: messenger RNA, 3621 nt
Organism: Protobothrops mucrosquamatus (brown spotted pit viper)
Lineage: Eukaryota; Metazoa; Chordata; Lepidosauria; Squamata; Viperidae
Product: dedicator of cytokinesis protein 1
Biological process (GO): small GTPase-mediated signal transduction; cell migration
Cellular component (GO): cytoplasm; plasma membrane
Molecular function (GO): guanyl-nucleotide exchange factor activity; small GTPase binding
Source: RefSeq, a predicted model, not a curated record
UUUGUUGCAAGCAUGACAGCUAUUUUAAGACAAAUGGAAGAUUAUCAUUAUGCUCACUUAAUCAAGACUUUGGGGAAGAUGAGAACUGAUGUUGUUGACUUCCUUAUGGAAACAUUCAUCAUGUUCAAAAAUCUUAUUGGGAAAAAUGUCUAUCCUUCUGACUGGGUUAUAAUGAACAUGAUGCAGAAUAAAGUCUUUUUGCGAGCAAUUAAUCAGUAUGCAGAUAUGCUGAACAAAAAAUUUCUUGAUCAAACCAGCUUUGAGCUACAGCUUUGGAACAACUAUUUUCAUCUUGCUGUUGCUUUUCUUACCCAAGAGUCAUUACAACUGGAGAAUUUUUCAAGUGCUAAAAGAUGCAAAAUACUUAACAAGUAUGGUGAUAUGAGAAGACAAAUUGGUUUUGAGAUUCGUGAUAUGUGGUAUAAUCUGGUUUGAAAAUGAGAUAAUUACAAAACUGGAUCAUGAAGUAGAAGGUGGAAGAGGAGACGAACAAUAUAAAGUGUUAUUUGACAAAAUUCUUUUAGAACACUGCAGAAAACAUAAGUACCUUGCCAAAAGUGGUGAAACUUUUGUUAAACUUGUGGUAUGGCUGAUGGAGAGACUUCUAGAUUACAGAACUAUUAUGCAUGAUGAAAACAAGGAAAACCGGAUGAGCUGUACAGUCAAUGUCCUGAAUUUCUACAAAGAGAUCGAAAGAGAAGAAAUGUACAUAAGGUAUUUGUACAAACUUUGUGACCUGCACAAAGAAUGUGAUAACUACACUGAAGCUGCCUACACAUUACUUCUUCAUGCAAAGCUUCUUAAGUGGUCUGAAGAACCAUGUGCAGCGCAUCUUACCCAACGAGAUGGCUACCAGGCAGCAACGCAAGGACAACUCAAAGAUCAGCUCUAUCAAGAAAUUAUCCAUUAUUUUGACAAGGGCAAGAUGUGGGAAGAAGCCAUUGUCUUGGGCAAAGAGCUUGCAGAACAAUAUGAAAAUGAAAUGUUUGAUUACGAACAACUUAGUGAAGUACUGAAAAAACAAGCACAGUUCUAUGAAAAUAUUGUGAAAGUAAUAAGACCUAAACCAGAUUACUUCGCAGUUGGAUAUUAUGGACAAGGGUUUCCGACAUUUUUACGGAACAAAGUUUUUAUUUAUCGAGGAAAAGAAUAUGAACGCCGUGAAGAUUUUGAAGCAAGAUUAUUAACACAGUUUCCUAAUGCAGAAAAAAUGAAGACUACAUCACCACCUGGUGAAGAUAUUAAAAAUUCUCCUAGCCAAUAUAUCCAGUGCUUUACAGUAAAGCCAAAACUGGACUUACCAUCAAAAUUUCACAAGCCUGUAUCAGAGCAAAUUUUAAGUUUCUAUAGGGUAAAUGAGGUUCAGCGGUUUGAAUAUUCAAGACCCAUUCGAAAAGGAGAGAAAAAUCCAGACAAUGAAUUUGCGAAUAUGUGGAUUGAGAGAACUAUUUAUGUGACAGCGUAUAAACUACCUGGUAUUUUAAGAUGGUUUGAAGUCAAAUCAGUAUUUAUGAUUGAAAUCAGUCCACUUGAAAAUGCAAUUGAAACUAUGCAGUUAGCAAACGAUAAAAUUAACAAUAUGGUUCAGCAACAUUUGAAUGAUUCAAAUUUACCUAUUAACCCUCUGUCGAUGCUGCUAAAUGGCAUUGUGGACCCUGCUGUCAUGGGAGGCUUCACCAAUUACGAAAAGGCUUUCUUUAAUGAGAAAUACAUAUAUGAACACCCAGAAGACCAUGAAAAAAUUGAAAAGCUAAAGGAUCUAAUUGCAUGGCAGAUCCCUUUCCUGACAGAAGGUAUCCGAAUUCAUGGGAAUAAAGUCACAGAAGCACUAAGGCCAUUUCAUGAGAGGAUGGAAGCCUGUUUUAAACAACUGAAAGAAAAAGUUGAAAAACAAUAUGGAAUCAGAAGUCUUCCCUCAUCAGUAGAUGACAGACAAGGCAGUCGGCCAAGGUCUAUGGUUCGAUCAUUCACAAUGCCAUCCUCCUCAAGGCCACUAUCUGUUGCUUCAAUUUCUUCAAUCUCUUCUGACAGUGCUCCUUCUAGACCUGGCUCAGAUGGGUUUGUGCUUGAGCCCCUUCUGCCAAAAAAGAUGCAUUCUCGAUCACAAGAUAAGUUGGAUAAAGAUGACUCAGAUAAAGAUAAGAAAGAAAAGAAGAAAGAAAAGAGAAACAGCAAGCACCAAGAAAUAUUUGAGAAAGAAUUGAAAUCAACUGAUAUUUCUCUGCAGCAGUCUGAAGCAGUGAUACUUUCAGAAACUAUCAGCCCAUUGAGACCACAAAGACCAAAGAGCCAAGUUAUUAAUGUUAUGGGAAGUGAAAAACGGUUAUCUGUUUCCCCGUUGCCUCCACCAAUCACUCCAAGUAUUCCUCCACCAAUCACUCCAAGAACCAAGCUUUCUUUCAGCUUACAGCCCAAUUCUGAACUAAAUGGCAUGAAUAAUUUGGAAAUGAUGGACAUUCCUCCACCAUUACCUCUGAAAGGCAGCAUGGCAGACUACGGAAAUGUCAUGGAGAGCCAUGAAUCUAUUAGCCCUGCCACUUCCCCCCCUGUACCUCAAAGGCAACUGCCACCUCCUUUGCCAAGCAAAACACCACCACCGCCACCUCCAAAGACCACUCGGAAACAAGCCUCUGUCGAUUCUGGGAUCGUCCAAUGAAAAAGAAGAGAUACCUUGAAAGAUCAAGUUGUAAAAUUUCUGUGUCUUAAAUAUGUUUAAAAUGUUUGCAAUAUUAUAUAUACAUCAACCCAAAUCAACAAUAUGAAACCUUAGUUGCAAUGAUUCUCACAUUCCAACAGUUACUGAUAUCUCCAAGUAUGGUUACAAAAUUAUUCAGCUGAAUGCAUUCCAAAGCAACCAGGAGCUGUUUUUGAACUGUGGUUCUGAAAGGGUUCUAAGAACAAUCAAAAUAUCAUUAAGAGGUUGCAUUUGUGUCUUUAUCUUUGCAUUUGCAUAUGUAAGCCUUAUGAAAAUAAUUGCCCUAAUGCCUGCAAUGUAGUUUAGUAUUAUAGCUGUAUAAUCUUUUACAUUAAAGUGUUAGGAAAACCACUUAUCAUGCUCUAGGCUUACAUUAGAGUUGGUCUCUCAUGCAUUGAUUGGUCCUUAUUCAAUAAAUUAUCAGCUAGUUUUUGCUUAUAUGUUAGUGCAGAAUAUAUUUUAGGUUCCUGGGUCAGCAUUAACUUAUAGGGAAUAAUAUCUUAUCUACAAAUGUAAAAGUCUAAAAAUAUAUAGGGAUAAAAAUGAUGCUUUUGGAACAUACAAAACCAAUCUUACCUUUUGUAUUUGAUUCACAAUUGUGUCACUAUGUACAGACAUUAUGUAUAUAUUAUGGUCUUACAGUGUCUUUAGAUUCACUCAUUCCUUACUUUUCAGUAAUAAGCGUAUAGUUUAUCUUCAAAUGUGUUGUGGUGUUUUAAUUAUUGAUAACUGUUAAAAUAUGUAACAAGUCUAACAGAGUAAUUAAGCUCUGAAAUAUUAUGAAGAAUCAGAAAAGAAUCUUUUUAAAAAUGCCUCUAUAACUUUUUAAAAUCAUCUGCAGAUUUUAUAAUCUUAACAAUUUUUUUAAUAUUUCUCUGUCAAAUAAAGAAAUCCUUUUAAAGUAUUUCCCUUUUCUAAGAAAAUAA